AUGCGCAGCGCGCGCUCGGCGCGCCCGGCCGCGGCGCGCCCGGCAGCCCCGCGCCCCGCGGCACGCGGCCAGUGCGCAGGCGCGGCGUCCGAUGCGAGUGUGUUUGUGCGGGCGAGAAAAUGGCGGCGGCGGGGGAAGCAGCGUGAGGAGUCGGACGAGCGCCGAGGCUCAUUGAAACGGGCCGCCAUGGCCCUCCGCAACCCGCAGAUGAAUAAAUAUAUUUUUGGAGAUUUUAGCCCUGAUGAAUUCAAUCAGUUCUUUGUGACUCCUCGCUCUUCGGUUGAGCUUCCUCCGUACGGUGGAGCAGUUCUGUGUGGCGCACAGGCCGCUGGUGAGCUACCCGAUGGGCAGGACUGUCAGAGAAUUGAAUUUGGUGUUAAUGAAGUAAUUGAAGCCAAUGACACUUUGCUGAGAACUCCCAACUACAGUAUUUCAAGCACAUUGAAUCCUCAGGCCCCUGAAUUUAUCCUUAGUUGCACAACUUCCAAAAAGAUCCCCAAUGACAUCGAUAAAGAAGUGAACUACAGCUCAGCUGACUGCCAGUACCCAGGCUCUGCCCUCGCCCUGGAUGGCAGCUCUAACGUGGAGGCGGAAGUUUUAGAGAACGAUGGCGUCUCGGGUGGUCUUGGACAAAGGGAGCGUAAAAAGAAGAAAAAACGCCCCCCUGGAUAUUACAGUUACUUGAAAGACGGCGGCGAGGGUGGUCCUUCCACAGAAGCCCUGGUCAAUGGCCAUGCCUGUCCAGCAGUCCCCAACAGUGUAGGCACGGAGGAUGUGGACUCGAUGGGUGAUGUGCCCCCCGUGGGGACACCCAGGACUUGGGGCAGCCCCCAGGACACCACGGACUUCGUCAGCGACGCCGUGCCUGCUGGUUCUUUCCCCGGAGCCCUUGACAGCAGGGCCAGGACUGCAGGGCAGCCUGAGGGCUGCCCCGGGGCCAACUUGGAGCCCUCUCGCCUCCCUGCAGAGGCCAGCAGGGACACCCUGUUGAGGACAGCUGUGGCUCAGCCUGCCGUUGGGACCGAUACUACUGAGAACCUUGGAGUCACUAACGGACAAAUACUUGAAUCCUUGGGUGAGGGCAUGGCUGCCAACGGGGUGGAGUUGCACACUGUGGAGAGCUCGGACUCGGAGCCCGCCAGGGCUGAGAGCGGCGCCCCUCCUGCGGACGCCGCGGCCUCUGCGGCGGCCACCGCCCCUGCCAGUCACAGUCAGCCCGCCAAGUCGUGGGCCAGUCUUUUUCAUGGUUCUAAGCCCCCUUCCUCCUGCACCGCCUCCUCACCUGUGGUUUCCAUGGAAGCUAAGUAUUCCCUUCCUGCCACAUCUUCCCUGGUCUCUGAAAAGCAGGCCGAAGUCAAGGAAGGGCUGGUUCCAGUUUCAGAAGAUCCUGUAGCCAUAAAGAUUGCAGAGUUACUGGAGAACGUAACCCUGAUUCAUAAACCAGUGUCAUUGCAACCCCGCGGGCUGAUCAAUAAAGGAAACUGGUGCUACAUUAAUGCUACACUGCAGGCACUGGUUGCUUGCCCUCCGAUGUAUCACCUGAUGAAGUUCAUUCCUCUGUAUUCAAAAGUGCAAAGGCCUUGUACGUCCACACCCAUGAUAGAUAGCUUUGUUCGGCUAAUGAAUGAGUUUACUAAUAUGCCAGUACCUCCAAAACCCAGACAAGCUCCUGGGGAUAAAGCCGUGAGGGACGUCCGCCCGGGAGCUGCCUUUGAGCCCACGUACAUUUAUAGACUGCUGACAGUUAUCAAGUCGAGCCUGUCCGAAAAGGGUCGACAAGAAGAUGCUGAGGAGUAUUUAGGCUUCAUUCUAAAUGGACUUCACGAGGAAAUGCUGAACCUGAAGAAACUUCUCUCACCAAAUAAUGAAAAACUUACUGUUUCCAACGGACCCAGAAGCCACUCGGUGAACGAAGACGAGCAAGAAGAACCAGUCGAAGGAAGUGAGGACGAAUGGGAGCAAGUGGGCCCCCGAAACAAGACUUCGGUCACUCGCCAGGCGGAUUUUGUUCAGACCCCCAUCACUGGCAUUUUUGGUGGCCACAUCAGGUCUGUGGUUUACCAGCAGAGUUCAAAAGAAUCUGCCACCCUGCAGCCAUUCUUCACGCUGCAGCUGGAUAUCCAGUCGGACAAGAUACGCACCGUCCAGGAUGCAUUGGAAAGCCUGGUGGCAAGAGAGUCUGUCCAGGGUUAUACCACCAAAACCAAACAAGAGGUUGAGAUCAGUCGAAGGGUGACUCUGGAAAAGCUCCCUCCUGUCCUCGUGCUGCACCUGAAACGGUUUGUUUACGAGAAGACAGGUGGAUGUCAGAAGCUUAUCAAAAAUAUUGAAUAUCCUGUGGACUUGGAAAUUAGUAAAGAACUGCUCUCUCCAGGGGUUAAAAAUAAGAAUUUUAAAUGCCACAGAACCUAUAGGCUAUUUGCAGUGGUCUACCACCACGGCAGCAGCGCCACGGGCGGCCACUACACCACGGACGUCUUCCAGAUCGGUCUCAAUGGCUGGCUGCGCAUCGACGACCAGACGGUCAAGGUGAUUAACCAGUACCAGGUGGUGAAGCCCGCUGCCGAGCGCACAGCCUACCUCCUGUAUUACCGCCGCGUGGACCUGCUGUAG
This is a messenger RNA of Lipotes vexillifer (Yangtze River dolphin), 2613 nucleotides long. RefSeq names its product ubiquitin specific peptidase 10 (gene USP10). Gene Ontology annotation, cellular component: cytosol; nucleus; early endosome. Gene Ontology annotation, biological process: protein deubiquitination; DNA damage response, signal transduction by p53 class mediator; regulation of autophagy. NCBI's taxonomy places the organism in Eukaryota, Metazoa, Chordata, Mammalia, Artiodactyla, Lipotidae. The record is from RefSeq and is a predicted model, not a curated record. Bases 1 to 2613 code for a protein of 870 amino acids. The transcript is spliced from 14 exons. Gene Ontology annotation, molecular function: cysteine-type deubiquitinase activity.